Molecule: messenger RNA, 2959 nt
Organism: Tarenaya hassleriana
Lineage: Eukaryota; Viridiplantae; Streptophyta; Magnoliopsida; Brassicales; Cleomaceae
Product: elongator complex protein 2
Exons: 10
Coding region: 140-2659 (839 amino acids)
Biological process (GO): tRNA wobble uridine modification
Cellular component (GO): elongator holoenzyme complex
Molecular function (GO): protein binding
Source: RefSeq, a predicted model, not a curated record
UCUCCCUCCCAAAAUUAUCUCGCCGUCGGUGUCUCACUCCGGCAAUAUUCACCGUCGAUUGCUCGUCUCCGACAAGAAUAUCGGUUAUUCUUGGUCUUCCUCGUUGUCUUUUCCUGCUUCUCCGUAAGUUUAUCUUGAGAUGAAGAUGUCAGAAUGCAGAGAAGUCAAAGCGAAGAGAGUGUUCAUAGGAGCAGGAUGCAAUAGAGUCGUUAAUAACGUGUCUUGGGGAGCUUCUGGUCUCAUCUCUUUCGGUGCGCAGAACGCCGUGGCUAUCUUCGACCCCAAGAUUUCCCAGAUUCUUACUACGCUUCCAGGUCACAGAGCUACCGUGAAUUGCACUCAUUGGUUGCCCAGUUCCAAGUUUGCUUUCAAAGCCAAGAAUAUGAAGCGGCAAUAUCUUCUAUCUGGUGAUUCAGAUGGCGUCAUCAUCCUUUGGGAACUAUCCGUUCUCAGUAACAAGUGGAGGCAUAUAUUACAAUUACCACAUUCUCAUAAGAAAGGUGUUACGUGUAUCACUGCGUUCAUGGUUUCUGAAGCCGAUGCUAUGUUUGCUUCUGCUUUUUCUGAUGGAGUUGUGAAUGUCUGGGGUGUUUCUUUUCCAUCGCAGCCUAAUGAAGACUGUAAGGUAUCAUGUCUGGAUUCCAUCUCUGUUGGCUCUAAAGCAAUGGUGGCGCUCUCAUUAGCAGAACUGCCUCAAAAUCCUGGGCGAUUUGUCCUCGUGAUGGGUGGAUUGGACAACAAAAUCAAACUUUACCAUGGAGAAAGAAUGGGGAAGUUUGCAUAUGGUUGUGAGCUCAAAGGCCAUACAGAUUGGAUUCGGAGUUUGGACAUCUCAUUACCGUUACUCACAACAGAUGACACUGCCAAUAGUAUUGUGCUGGUGAGUUCUUCUCAGGACAAAGUCAUACGAAUAUGGAAAAUCAUGCUAGGAGGUGACCAUGGCUUGCGGAGAAGAGAAAUCACUCUGGCUUCUUACAUCGAUGGCCCAGUUUUCAUCUCGGGGAAGCUAACAUAUCAGAUUUCCAUUGAAUCUAUUCUGAUUGGACAUGAAGAUUGGGUCUAUUCAGUUCAAUGGCAACCUCCAGUCUAUAAUUCUUCUGAAGAGCAUGCAUGGAGCCAACCGUUGAGUAUCUUAUCGGCUUCAAUGGAUAAAACUAUGAUGAUCUGGAGACCCGAGAAGAAAACAGGUGUGUGGAUGAACACGGUGUGUGUAGGAGAGCUAAGCCACUGUGCUCUGGGAUUUUAUGGAGGCCACUGGAGUCCAGACGGUUUCUCCAUUCUUGCACAUGGAUAUGGUGGAUCUUUUCACAUGUGGAGAAAUGUCAGCAGUGAAGAAUCUGAGAACUGGAAACCGCAGAAAGUCCCGUCUGGGCACUUUGCAGCCGUGACAGAUGUUUCAUGGGCAAGAACGGGCGAGUACUUGUUAUCUGUGAGCCACGAUCAGACUACCCGUGUGUUUUCUCCAUGGAAGAAGAGUGAGGUCCAUGAUACCGAGGAUGAGCGGUGGCAUGAAAUGGCUCGUCCCCAGGUUCAUGGGCAUGAUAUCAACUGUGUAGCCUUUGUGCGAGGAAAAGGCAACCACCGGUUUGUCAGUGGAGCUGAAGAGAAAGUUUUGAGAGUUUUUGAAGCUCCUUUAUCGUUCCUGAAGACGCUGAACCAUACCAUUGCUGGAGAACUAAGCUCUCUGAUUGAUCUACAGGCAGAUAUGCAGGUUCUGGGAGCAAACAUGUCUGCUCUCGGGCUUUCACAGAAACCUAUAUACGCUCAUGCUUCUAGCGAGCCGGUGGACAGAAGCAGAGUUGAAGGUAUUGAUACGCUUGAAACUGUUCCAGAGGCUGCUCCUUCGGAGUUGACAGAGCCUCCCAUUGAAGAGCAGCUUGGGUUUCAUACUCUGUGGCCGGAGUCUCAUAAACUGUACGGUCAUGGAAAUGAGCUCUUCUCCCUCUGUUCUGACCACAAGGGAACCCUUGUUGCUUCGUCCUGCAAGGCUCAAUCAACAUCCAUGGCGGAGAUAUGGCUAUGGGAAGCCGGGACGUGGAAAACGGUGGGGCGUUUGGGAUCUCACAGCUUGACAGUGACUCACAUUGAGUUCUCUUACGAUGACACUCUGCUUUGUUCUGUCUCUAGAGACCGUCAUUUUUCUGUGUUCUCACUCCGCAAGACAGAUGGAGGCGAAAUCAUUCACGAGCUCGUGGCAAAGGUAGAAGCACACAAGAGAAUCAUAUGGGCAUGCUCCUGGAACCCGUGUGGCCACCAAUUCGCCACUUCGUCAAGGGAUAAAACCGUGAAGAUAUGGUCUGUUGAGGACGAUGAUUCUCAGGUCAAACAGGUUCUGUCCUUACCUCUGUUUGGGAGCAGUGUCACCGCCUUGGCUUGGACGGUUGUAGAUCUUGAGAAGAAUGUUGGGUGUUUGGCGAUUGGGAUGGAGACCGGAUUGAUAGAGCUGUGGAGCAUUGAGAUCCAGAAAACAGAGGAAAGAGGCAUGGCAGCAACAGCGAGUUUGGUUCUGCGGUUGGAACCACUAAUGUGUCAUGUCUCUGCGGUGAACCGUUUGGUCUGGAGACCAAUCAAGAAGGCUGAGACUCGCCUGAGGAUUCAGCGUUUAGCAUCUUGCGGGGCCGAUAACUGCGUUAGAGUUUUUGAUGUCAAGUUUGACUGAAAUCGCUAAACGCUCGUUCAGGUUGCGGUUUCAUGUGUCGUGUCGUGUCUCUGUGGUGAACCUUUUGGUCUGGAGACCAACCGAGAAGCCCGAGACUUGCUUGAUCUUUCAGCGUUUGGCGUCUUGCAGGACCGAUAACUGCGUUAGAGCUAUCGCCGUGAAAUUUGACUGGAAAAGCUGAACGUUCCCUUUAACAUCUCGUGUAUUAUUGUGCAAUUUUUAUGAGCUGUAAUGAACGAAUUUUGUUAUUAUUUUAUGGGAGAAUAGCCAAAAUAAUCAUAUAUUUUUAUUUUGUUUUAA